Messenger RNA from Oryzias melastigma (Indian medaka), 772 nucleotides. It is a transcript of the gene psmb4, whose product is annotated as proteasome 20S subunit beta 4. NCBI's taxonomy places the organism in Eukaryota, Metazoa, Chordata, Actinopteri, Beloniformes, Adrianichthyidae. The record is from RefSeq and is a predicted model, not a curated record. Gene Ontology annotation, cellular component: proteasome core complex.
GAACCCAAUGGUAACCGGGACGUCAGUUCUUGGUGUGAAGUUUACAGGCGGCGUCAUCAUCGCCGCUGACAUGUUAGGCUCCUAUGGCUCUUUGGCGCGAUUCAGGAACAUCUCUCGACUCAUGAAGGUGAAUGAUAAUACUAUUUUGGGGGCAUCAGGAGACUACGCGGACUACCAGUAUCUCAAGCAAGUCAUUGAGCAGAUGGUGAUCGAUGAGGAACUGCUUGGUGACGGCCACAGCUACAGUCCAAAAGCCAUCCACUCCUGGUUGACCAGAGUGAUGUACAACCGCCGCAGCAAGAUGAAUCCUCUGUGGAACACCGUUGUCCUUGGAGGUUUCUACAACGGAGAAAGUUUCCUGGGUUAUGUGGACAAGUUGGGCGUGGCCUAUGAAGCUCCAACAGUGGCUACUGGUUUUGGAGCUUACCUUGCUCAGCCUCUGAUGAGAGAAGUGGUCGAAAACAAGGCUGACAUCACUAAGCAGGAGGCGAGGGACCUGAUCGAGCGCUGCCUUAAAGUGCUGUACUACAGAGAUGCUCGGUCCUACAACAGGCAUGAGAUCGCCAUUGUAACCGAACAGGGGGUGGAAAUAAUUGGUCCUUUGUCUUCUGAAACCAACUGGGACAUUGCUCACCUGAUCAGCGGAUUCGAAUGAACUUCCAGCCUGUCUCAUCUUUCCAUCAACACAAUAAAUAACCUGCAGUUUAUCAAGUUUAGUUUCUUUUUGUUGGUUCACUUUGUAUAAUGAAAAAUAAAUGUAAUAACAUAAAAA